This is a messenger RNA of Protobothrops mucrosquamatus (brown spotted pit viper), 705 nucleotides long. Its product is annotated as NSFL1 cofactor p47-like. The transcript is spliced from 6 exons. The record is from RefSeq and is a predicted model, not a curated record. Gene Ontology annotation, biological process: Golgi organization; proteasome-mediated ubiquitin-dependent protein catabolic process; membrane fusion. Gene Ontology annotation, molecular function: ubiquitin binding. Bases 1 to 705 code for a protein of 234 amino acids. Gene Ontology annotation, cellular component: nucleus; cytosol. Lineage: Eukaryota; Metazoa; Chordata; Lepidosauria; Squamata; Viperidae.
AUGCCCUUCCUCUUUUUUCAGAUUGCCCUGGCUAGUUUCUACGAAGAUGGUGGCGACGAAGACAUCAUGACGCUCCCCCAGCCCACCUCCAGUUCCGUGACGAGAGGCACCGCAGCCAGCGACCACAGGGUGACCUCCUUCCGUGAUCUCGUCCAUGCUCAGGAAGAGGAGGAGGAGGAGGAAGAAGGACAAAGGUUUUAUGCUGGUGGGUCCGAACGGAGCGGGCAGCAGAUUGUUGGCCCCCCAAGGAAGAAGAGUUCAAACGAGCUGGUGGAGGACCUGUUCCGGGGGGCCAAAGAACACGGGGCGGUGGCUGUCGACAGGACAGCUAAGAGUCCCGGGGAAGGCAGCAGGCCAAAGCCCUUCGCAGGAGGAGGGUACCGCUUGGGAGCUGCCCCUGAGGAAGAGUCCGCUUACGUGGCGGGAGAAAUGAGGCCAAACGCUGCCCAGGAUGUUCACGUGGUGCUCAAGCUGUGGAAAAGCGGGUUCAGCCUAAACAGCGGCGAGCUGAGGAGCUAUCAAGAUCCUUCCAACUCUCAGUUCCUGGAGUCCAUCCGUCGGGGAGAAGUCCCGGCCGAGCUCCGUCGGUUGGCCCGUGGCGGGCAGGUGAACCUGGACCUGGAGGACCACCGCGACGAGGAUUUUGUGAGGGCCAGGGGUACCUUCAGGGCUUUCACCGGAGAGGGCCAGAAGCUAGGCAGGUAA